AUGAAGAACGAUCACAGAGCACCGCUGGACCGGUACCACAGCAUCCACGCAGAAGACCACGAUGACUCGGUGACAGAUGUCGAGGAGACGCUCGACUUGAACGAGAAGGACUACAUGCACCACUCCGAGCGGCCCAAGGCGAACCAGGUCCUCACUGCGUUGAAGUCUCAUCGGUGGCUGGUGGACACAUUCUUGCUACUGGUUGUGAUAGCUCUGCUCUUGGAGAAAAACUGGGCGCAUUGCAGCAACAACCACUUCUUCGAAGGCGCAGGGGAUGUGACAGGAUUUGCACCUCAAUUCUCACAGCAAGUCAAGUCGUUCUCCCCAGAUCCAGGGUUCGUCCCCGAGAACAUGUCCGAGUUCUUUUCCGAGGAAACACGGAAGAAGUGGCUCGACCUAGUGCCCAAGGGUCUUGGCUACCUUGAUAUCAAGAACCCAAAGGAUUACGACAACCUGCCUACGCCGCUCGACCAGUUUACUCACCAGUUUGUCGUCACCACAUCAAUGACCCACCAGCUUCACUGCCUUUACUCCAUUGCCGGGGCCUACUCAGCUCUUAUGUCAGACAAGAGCCGGUUGCCGACAGAAACGUGGCACAUCAGCCACUGCUUCGACUACCUCCGGCAAGGGAUCAUGUGUGCCGGUGAUGUCGCCCUCGAGGGCGAGCAGACGACUUUCCCUAGAGGGUUCGAUGGGAGCGACGGCUGGGAUGCCAAGCACGUAUGCAAAGACUAUAAUCAGGUCCUCGACUACCUCAAGAGCAACAGAGCGAACGACGAAGUCUGGAUUUGA
Messenger RNA from Anthostomella pinea, 792 nucleotides. NCBI's taxonomy places the organism in Eukaryota, Fungi, Ascomycota, Sordariomycetes, Xylariales, Xylariaceae. The record is from the annotation of a GenBank genome assembly.